Molecule: messenger RNA, 652 nt
Organism: Sebastes umbrosus (honeycomb rockfish)
Lineage: Eukaryota; Metazoa; Chordata; Actinopteri; Perciformes; Sebastidae
Gene: scpp7
Product: secretory calcium-binding phosphoprotein 7
Exons: 9
Coding region: 110-562 (150 amino acids)
Source: RefSeq, a predicted model, not a curated record
UUGUUUCUGUCAGCAAAUAAAUAGGAGUAAAUCUCUCUGCAGUGAUCACACCCCUCCUCAACAAUCCUUCAGUACUCGUGUGUUGCCAGAAAGGAAAGCUUCAUUCAAAAUGAAAUUCAUCCUGCUGACUGCCUGCAUCGUUGGGAUGGCUGUCUGUGCCCCUCUGCAGUCGUACAUGGAGUUUGACAUCCGUCACGCUCCCGCUGAGGCAGCCCAGGCCUUUCCUGUGGGAGUCCCAGUUGGAACUCUGGAUGUUCUGCUCCCGGUUGAUGACCAGAAGCGACCUAUUGGAGGACCUGUCCGAGGCUUCAUCAGGCAGGAGAUCCUUGAGCCAAACGGUAGAGACACCAAGGACGUGUACUACCCCUUUGGUUUUGACCUGCCUGUUGCUGCCCCUGCUGCUCCUGUUGCUCCUGCUGCUCCUGUUGCUCCUGUUGCUCCUGUUGCUCCUGCAGCUCCUGCAGCUCCAGUUGCUCCUGUUGCCCCUGUUGUACCCAUCGUUGCUGCUAGUGCCCCUGCUGCCAGAUCCAGCGAAGAUGAUGAUGAUGAUGACGAUGACUAAACAAUCAGAGUCAGCAGGAUAGGAGGAGGUGACCAAUGCAGUCCACCCCGGUGAAAGAUGAACAGCCAACACUGCUGUUUCCCAAAGUAU